AUGCAACCCCUAAACCCUUUCCUCGCCGCCUUCUUCAAGAGCCCCCUCCCUGCCCAGUGCCUUCCCGCCCAGGGCCACAUCCUCCUCGUCCCCUCCACCGAUGUCCUGCUCACCUCCCGCGAGACCGAAGCGCCCCCCGGCGCAAGCCUCGCCGACUCCGUCUCUACCGAAGAGUUCCUCGCCAGCCAUGUCCUGCGAAUCCCCGACCCGGCCAAGCCAACUGGCGCUGCCGCCGCCGGCGGGAAGGAGUCAACUCCCAACCUGCGCGAGAUGAGGGGGAAGGCGAAACAAUAUAACACGAUCAACGGGAGGAACGUUGUCAUCAAGGACAAUGUUAUCUACACCAACAAAGGGUUCAAGGUCCUGGCUUCUGCCAACCUCCUCGGCGACUCAAUUUUCUACUCCGACACGCUGGAACCAAGGGGCUGGCUGAUAUACCACAUAUCGCGACCCUUGGUGGGAUCGUGGGAAGAGAUCAAGAUUAUACCGGCUGUACUCGUCGAGGGAACAAGGAAAGCCAUGGCGGUACAACAGAGUGGCGCGUCACCCGACACCGAAUCGAGCGACUCUGCAAUGGUCCCCAAAAAGAAGGAAAUCAAUAGCUUUCACGACCUGCUGAACCAUUUCCCCGUGAUUGCGCGGCAGAUGCAGUCCGGGCUUGAACGACUCUUCCAGGAAUUCACAGCCGUCAUAGAAAGACCACUUCCACCACCUCCAUCUGCGUCACAUAUCCCGGACCCCUUUCCAGACGGACCGAUAGCUGCGGCAACUAGGAAGGCCAGAUCAAACAGCCUGUCACAACUCCAGGCCUCCCCAAAUGGAAACGGCGGCAAGAGGGUCGUGGAGCCAUUCUAUGCAGAAGACGACGAGGAGGUCCUGAGGGUCUCGCUCGAGACGGCCGUCACCAAUGCGAUCGACUUGUUUCAAAACGUCGACAAGCAACAACUAUCGCUGCUGGGAGCGACGACUGAGCUCACAGGGCCGGUGGUAGAGCGCUUGAUAGAGCGCUACGUCACGGAGAAUGUGCAUAACAUGCUGUUCCCCAGGUUAGCGACGUUGAAGAGACCGGAAGACCUGGAGCUCGAGGCCAAGAUCCGCCAGAUGGAUUUCGUUGACGUUUCGCAACUGGGCAUCGUGAUCGAAGGUGGUCACCGGGGCAAGCAGGCACUCAUCUCCAGGCUCGCGCGAGCCAUCGAUGAGUUCAAAAAGAUCACAAAUGCCGGCAGCCCGCCGGAGAUGAUGGAUAUCUUGUUGUCCACAAUGAAAUCAAUAACGCAGCUGGGCGACAUACCUCCGAUGCCUGGCAACCGAUCGAUAAGCUCCACCUCGGAGAAAGGAAUCCUCAACAUGAACGCCGACACUCUUGUAUCACUGCUACUCUUCAUUUUGAUCAGAGCACAAGUCAAGCAUCUGCAGGCACGUUUCUUGUACAUGCGCCACUUCAUCUUUGUCGAUGAUGUGGAUAGUGGUGAGAUGGGGUACGCUCUCAGUACAUUUGAGGCCGUGUUGCUGUAUCUUGACCGCGACUCGGCCGGACUCCGAAGAGCAAGUCGGCGCAACAAGUCGUUGUGGGACGCUACCGCUCAAGGAGACUUGGAAACCUUGCAAAAGAUCAUGGAACCGAGCGGGGACGCCGUCGCAGAUGCUCUCGAUGAGGAAGAGGCCGCUGCAGCAUCCUCGAGGCGUUCAAGCCGGCGAACUUCUACAAGCAGCAACUGGAGUUUUGCGAAUGGCUCCUCCAGACCUUCCUCGGCCGCGCUCAGUACUUCUGAGCGCUUCUCUCUGGGAUCUGACCUCAGCCACGUCUUCCCAUUCAAUAAACAAGAAGAGGUUGACAGCGCUACAGAUGACAUCUUCCCUGUCAGGAAGAUCAAGAGGGUAACUAUGGACAUGCGAAGCCUAUCGAGCUCUUCUGAGAUUUCUUUCCACUCUCGAACCGCGAGCAUUGGCACCAUCGGCAGCGGGAUCGAAGGCGAUACAUCCAUCGAGCGCCUGUCCCAAACACAGGAUUCUUUCGGCGAAUCGGUCUUGAUGAUGGCCGUCCAGAACGAGCGUCCAGAGACACUGAAGUAUUUGUUGGACCUCAAAUCUUAUUAUACGCCGUCCAUUGUCCUGUCAGACAGUAAUAAUGAGGGGACCACUCUUCUCAGCGCUGCCGUACAGCUGGGCCAUGAAGCGCUCACCAACAUCCUUUUGAAGUUCAUGGCUGACGAGCCUACUAUCACGGAGGAGCACAUGAGGGCGUACUUCGCAAAGCAAGACGUAUGGGGCCGCAGCGUGGCUCACUACCUGUUCCAUGCACCCUACCUUAUUGUCGAUUACGGGAGGAUGAUGCCGUGGACCCAGAAAGACAAGAACGGCCAGACACCCAUAUUUGCCAUCUGCCGGUCAUACGACCAUGCACUAUACCACACCAUGGUGCAGCAAGCUCUGGAGAUCGCAAGAGAUUGUCAAGGUGACGGACAGCCUCUUCACCUCGAUGAUCACAUUGAUGGAAAAGGCAACACGCUGCUGCACAUUGUUAAUGACGCCCAACUUUGCCUGCGAAUAUUGCAAAAAUGUGACGCAGAUGUCAACGCUAUCAACGACAGGAAAUUCACGCCACUGAUGGUCGCGAGCAAGUACGGCCGUUUCGAUGUGGUGCGCGCUUUCUUCGGCGACGCGCGAGUGGACAUCACAGCCAAGGAGCUGCGAGGCCUGACGGCUGUGGACUUGGCCAAGGAUGACGAUGUCCGAAAUAAGAUAGACGACCUCGUUCUCUUUGCUGCGCCUCCAGGGACUGACUCCCGGACGACUGCUGUCGUCAGGUCAUACUUUGUGGAAGAUGCCAGUGUGCGAUUUGUUCUGAAGUCAGGCGCACCGGUAGACAAGCACAGCUACGCAGUUACCACGUGCAGACGAUCUCUCACAGACUUCGAACACCUGGCGAAGCUCUUGGCCAUGGAGAACCCGGCGUCGUGGAUACCGUCCUUCGCCGCGCUGCGGUCCCCGUUUCAGAUCCCGGUCAAACCCAGCCGGGCGGUUCUCAAGGACUUGCAGGUCCGCAUGGAUUGGUUCCUCCGCAUCCUCCUGGCCCACCCGACGUUCGCGACCCACGAGAUGCUGUGGGAAUUCUUCCUGGUGCCGGACCUCCAACCGGACAUGAUGGAACAGCGGAGUAAACUUAAGGCUGAGACUCGCGCGGAAAAGGUCCGCGACGAAUUCGAGCCGCUCGAAGAUAUUCGUGAGGUCGAGCAGUUCGUAGAUCACGCCCGCGAGAACGUCCGCGGCGUCAAUCACUCGACCAAGAGUGUUGCGCGGCGGACGAACAUCGUGGGCAACUCUGCUUUCGAUCUCUACGACUCAUCAGUCUUACUCCACCGGGCAGUAGCAACAUUACCUUUCCUCCCGAAGACGCACGUCACAGCAUUUGAGACCUACGUCCGCGCGCUGGCCCCGACAACAGUCAACCCUUACUCCACCCUUCACUCAACCCUUCUGGCGCUACAGUCUACCAUUGAUGCUAUCCUCUCAGCUCUCGCCCGCCCGCCGCGGCUCAUCAACCAAAUCAACGUAUCGCGUCGUACCGUCGAGCGAAACUACUCAUCUCUCAGCCGCUCCACGCGUUGGCCACUGGGUCUCCUUGACGACACACGCCAGCGGCUUAAUGAGGAGCGUGAGGAGCGCAUGCGUGCCGGCCAGGCAGAAGUCAACAACUUGUCGCGUGAGCUGAGGUAUACGCAGCAGACGGUGGCGAUGGAGCUUGCCGGCUGGCAGGACAUGCAUGAGAGAAUGGGGAGGAGGGCCAUCAGGGAGCUUGCCAGGGGCAUGGUGGUGGUGGAGAAGAUGAGGCUGGAGGGCAUGAACAGGGCACUGCGGAAGCUGAACGAGGUCAGGGUUGAUGCCGGCACAUUAUCAGAUGAUCUAGAGGCCCCUGCUGGGCUCGACAUCCGUGUUGAUAGUGGUGUCGCCAACGAUGCUGCCGGGGGCUACGCGGGCCUCAACGCGCCCAUCGCGCUGGCCGGGCUCGAGAUCCAGGCGGACCGCAAGACUAACGCUGAUCCGAGUGCCCCGACGACAUCGCCAGGGACAGACCGAACGGUCCAGGCCUCACAGCCGGAUACUACUGGCUCGAGGAUCGAUGCUCCGCUACCACCGUUACCGCCAGGGGAAGCACCGAGCCCUACGGAGACCCGGGGAGAGAGCGGCACUGGCGCGGGGGCAGCAGAGCAAGGCGGCGGUGCGAACACAUGA
Molecule: messenger RNA, 4233 nt
Organism: Diaporthe citri
Lineage: Eukaryota; Fungi; Ascomycota; Sordariomycetes; Diaporthales; Diaporthaceae
Exons: 3
Coding region: 1-4233 (1410 amino acids)
Biological process (GO): early endosome to late endosome transport
Cellular component (GO): late endosome; early endosome; tubular endosome
Molecular function (GO): SNARE binding; phosphatidylinositol binding; guanyl-nucleotide exchange factor activity
Source: RefSeq, a predicted model, not a curated record